UUAAUGAUGUCCCUCAACACUCCCACUGAAUGAGGCUCCUCCCCAUUUGUCUUUCGUAAAAUCCAUUGUACAGUUCCAACCCCACCGACCACCAGCGUCUCCUCAGGCGCUACCUGUGAGAGUUCCUGUCUAAGACACCCAAAUAGAACUCCCCUAUCUCUCACUGUGGUAGGCGCAUAAACAUUUAUAAAGACAAAACCCAUGUUGUUAAUUUCAGCUUCUACAACAAGCAGCCUACCCCUACACACCUCCUUUGAGGAGCAAAUUUUUACAGACAGACCCGGUACAAAAAGGACUGCCACCCCUGCACUAAAAUUUGUCCCAUGGCUCAACACACUUGCCCCUUUCCAACUGAGCCCCCAAUCGACUUCAUUCACCACAUCACUAUGCGUCUCCUGCAGAAACAACACCUGUACUUUUUUUGUUUUACAUAUUCACCCAACACACUCCUCUUUCCCGCAUCUCUGGCGCCAUUUAUAUUGAGCGAGCCUACCUACAGAGUCUCCAUAAGAAGGGUGAAAAGCCAGCAAAGAAAGAGACCAAUAGCAAAGCUCAAAAAGCCCCAGUGCCAGAAAGAAACUAUACAUCUAAACAAUGUCUGAAGGUCGACCCUUAUGCACUGUUGUGAGCCACUUCCUCAACCUAAACCGUUUCCUGGGUGAGAGGACACCAUGCCCCUCAUUUUUCAUAGCAUGUUGUGCUGAUCUUACAAACUUUCUCAGAUCAGAAAAAAAAGCCUCAAGAUGAACUUUUUCCCCCUUGGUCUCAUUCAGGAACCUUGUCAGUUCUCUCAACGUCUACUUUGACCCUUCUGCUUGACUGGCUGUCAGCUCCGGACCCAUUGAAGAGGAGUCUGAAAAAAAUAACUCCUCAUCGUCCUCUUCCUCAGACUCACUUUCCUCCUCAUCUCCAUCUCCCAUCCUGACCACCUGCCCUUCCUCUCUCGUAAGGGCCUCUCCCCCAGCACCAGGCAAAGGUUCCAUGGUGCCUUUGACCACACCCUUUUCCUUUUCUGCUUGAUACCCUCCUCCUCCCCCCUAAUCUCUUACACUUCCCCACUAUACUCUCCUCAUCCACUAACAUAACCUGACUAGACCCAGCCUUCAUCUAUACCACCCUCCAUAGCAUGACUAGGCCCAGCCUCAUCUACACCACCAUCCAUAGCAUGACUUGGCCCAGCCUCAGCUACCCCACCAUCUCUAGCCUGACUAGACCCAGCCUCCACUACACCACCAUCCAUAGCAUGACUAGACCCAGCCUCAGCUACCCCACCAUCUCUAGCCUGACUAGACCCAGCCUCCACUACACCACCAUCCAUAGAAUGACUAGACCCAGCCUCAGCUACACCACCAUCCAUAGAAUGACUAGACCCAGCCUAGUCUACACCACCAUCCUUGGCAUGACUAGGCCCAGCCUCUGCUGUCUGCAUCUCAUUGCCCCCUGCACGUUGACCUCGAUUUCCCCCACUGGCGCUUGUGCCCUCACCUUGUCUACGGCCUUUAUGUGGGCACGCAAAGCUCUUAUGCCCCAAAUCCCCACACUCAAAACCCCAUAGACAAUCUGUGCUAGCAAACCCUGCGUAGAGCCCCUCCCCAUGCUUCACUUUAAACGCACGUUUAGUUGUUGCUCAUUGUUAUUCAGAAACAUAAACACUUGCCUCCAGAAUGAAACAACGUGCUUAACGGCAUCUGCCUGAAAACCUGCCGACAGUACACGAAACCCACUAACAAACUACCCAAAACCACUCAGCUCUUUCCUGAUUUGAUCAUCCGUAAUAAAUGGAGGCAAAUUUUCAACUACCACCCUUGUCGAAGGGGUAGAAAGAGGUGAAAUUGGCACCAACACACCCCUUACAAAUAUUCCACUAGCAAUUAGCCUACCAACCAAAUUUGCUCUUUUCAUGAACACAACCACAGCAUUGUUCAUUCUAGAAGCGGAAUGUAUAAAUUCAGCUCCUACCUGUUCACCGACUGCAAGCAGAACCUCCUCCACUUUAACUCCAUUCUCAGGAACACACCUGAAUCCAUGCUGUAUCGACAGCGUCUCCUCAGCGCUAGGCUGAGAAGCCAUCGCGCACACCACACCUUCCAUACCCCAGGAAACUAACUCUGUCCUCUUCCACCCUAACUUUGAAAAAACCUGUGGAUACCGCUAAAACUAAUAAUGCAUUAACCCUCCACCAUAGAAAAUAAAAUUGAAAGAAAAGACCAAGGACAGAAUCAAGAAAGUUAGUUAGGACAGAACCCUCAAACUUCAAAAACUCCCAGCAUGCACUGCGAGAGAGAGAGAGAGAGAGACAGACGCAUUGACGGGCAGGAGGGCGGGCGGAUACAUAGACAAAUUGAGUCAGUUGUUUAGGCCAGUGGUUGGGAACAGGAAAGAUCAAUGUGGGAUCUGUAGAGGAGUUGGCACCGACAGACAUGAUGGUGAGAGGAGGCUCAGGCAUCACUAUGCCCUCAGAGACAAUAUAUCACAAGGAAUCAAAUUAGGCCUUUUUACAUAAAGAGACAUUUGAACAAGGAAAGGGACUUUGUCAAGACAAUGUCUUGAAGUUUAUUCAUUCUAACAUGUAUUUUAUGGGCAAUUCAACAAGAGCUUUUCCAUGCGAAAGCUGAUCAGGUAUGCAGUGGGUUUCAUAAUCCAGGUAUCAUGAGCAGUGUAUAAAACCUCACAGGUGGUCAUGUACGCUUAUUGCAAGUUGUACAAUGCAUUAUAACUGCAGCAUAAUGCAUUAUUCCUGCAGGCUAUGAAGUGUUACCCUUUUUUCCGGGAAUAGAAACAAUCCCUAGUCCCUACUACACUCUUACAUGUUGCCUACUCAGAUGUAAUGUCCCUGACACUUAUUAAUAAGUGCUUUGACGAGGAUGACUACAUCACAUGGAGGUGAGAUCAAAUGUCCAAUGAUGGCAUCAUUACACAAGCAGGUUAAAGGGGGAUGUGCUACUUGAAGACUCUCUUGUACGUGUACACACAGACACACACACACACACACACCUGUACAGCUCUUCUGAUGGCCCAUACCAUAUAGUAGUAAAGUAUAUAUUUUUUCACUGAGUAUAAAUUGACAUUGCUUGCCCACUCAAAAGUUGCUGAAUCGGCCUACAUGCUCUCCUGUCAUGACUUUGGUAUAUUUGGUACUCUGCCCAGUGUCCACUCAUGUGAAAAGGCCAUUCUUCUGCACUGGCCUGCGCUGAGUUUAGCAUCAUGGGAAUGACUGCCAACACUGUCAUACCAGCUCAAUUCCCAUGAGAAAACAUUUGAGUUGAACCAAAUAAAACGAACGGAAGGGAGUAGGGUCAUUUGAGAUAACAUGUUGAAAGAAAGACAGCGACGUAGCUAUGAAACUGUCAUUUUUUAACCUACAGCCUAAUAAGUCAGGAUGAGAGAGGACAGGAGAGUGUGCUGGGGAGGGAAUCUGUACCAAAGAGCAGUCUCUGAGCACACUCUCAUGGACAGACGUCAAAGGUCGUGUUGCCACCUAGUGGACAAUUGGAAUUUCACUCAGCAAAUGUCCCUCAGUUUGUUUUAUAUGUCCUACUUGCACUUCAGUAAUAUUAUAAAAAAGUGGAUGAAUGCACACAUCUUUUUUUAAAUACAAGGUAGAUUAUGGUAUUAUGCUUGAUUUCAUAUCAAGAAUAAACAUGAUAAAUUAGAAUACAGGAUAGACAUUUUCAAUGAACAUCAUUUUCAAUGGAAUCAAUCCCAUUGACACGCAUAAUGCUUGAAUUCUUGUGACUCAGUGAGCACUUUGUCACUUUCCGUCUGCCUUGAGUAAAUCUUGUAGUCCGUGACCUUUUGUGACCUUACGUGACCUGAGAAGAUACUUGAGGAAAGCCAUAGCCAGGUAAAUGUAGAGGUGGGUGGGAAUGGCAUGUGAUGUCACGGCUAGACACGGUGGGAAAAGCAACAGGUAGCUCAAUGUAUGCUAGCGUUCCUGACUGUAGCAUCACAGACCACACCUGUGAAGAUGGCCCAGGUUAAGUCACCAGUGGAUGGUGUCAAGAGUCAGCAGCAGCGUGCAGAGAUGUACUCUGAUAUUACCAUCGUCAGCUCCAGCGCAGAUGUGGGCAGCCCAGCCAGAAAAGGCCCAUUUGACAGUAUGGCCCUAGGGCUCAGCAGACGUGGGAGAGCCUACCCAUCCCCAGCGCGCAGGCGCCAUCGCACCACCUUCAGUCGCAAGCAGCUGGACCAGCUGGAGAUAGCGUUUGGACAGAACCACUACCCCGACAUCUACUGCCGUGAGGAACUAGCGCGGCUCACUAAACUCAAUGAGGCACGCAUACAGGUAUGGUUCCAAAAUCGCCGUGCCAAAUACCGCAGGCAGGAGCGUGCGUCUCAGAAGCUCUUGCCAAUGGCCAUGAUGCCAGGGCACGGGGCACUGUUGGGCAGCAUGUGUGUUCAGUCCACAGGGUUGACCCGUCAGUACUACCCUCACUCCCUGGCUCACCAUAUCCCCCGGUUCCCCUCUAUGCUGCCCUCAGGUGGUUACUCCCACCACCCAGGCUCAGCCAGCCAGUGUUCCUGCCCCACAGUGCCACCAGAGCCACAACCCCCCCGCCAGCACGAGGAGUGGUACAGCCCGCUACGGAACAUUGGAGCCCCACCCAGCAACCUGGCCACGCCUGUGUUCUCCCUGACCUCCAUGUCUGCUCUAGACCAUGGCUCUCACUGGAACUAGUGAAAGAGUAACUUCUACGUCGAGAAGUAGACAAGCUCUUAUAGGCUGUGUCUCGAAGAACUAACAGUUAUUCAUUGCACCUUAGAUUAGAUUACAAAAUACCGUUUUUUGUAUCUAUGCAGUGAUAGCUAGUAACUAAAGAACAGGAAGAAUUUAGAGAAUAGUGAGAAUGACUUAACUCCUUCUCCCAUUGAAUACCUGACAUUGCAUGUUUUCUGUGACUAGCAGAUUAAAGUUCAGGGUAGCCUAACUGAGAGAAAGACAUUUGUGGGUAAUCUUGAAUUAUCCAUGCAGAUUGUCUGAAAUAUAUACUAUACAUCUUUCUCCUAACAAUGCCUUUUGUAUUUUCACAGUAAAUAAAGUAGUGUGUAUUGGGA
Molecule: messenger RNA, 5055 nt
Organism: Salvelinus fontinalis (brook trout)
Lineage: Eukaryota; Metazoa; Chordata; Actinopteri; Salmoniformes; Salmonidae
Gene: prop1
Product: PROP paired-like homeobox 1
Exons: 3
Coding region: 3923-4678 (251 amino acids)
Biological process (GO): regulation of transcription by RNA polymerase II
Molecular function (GO): RNA polymerase II transcription regulatory region sequence-specific DNA binding; DNA-binding transcription factor activity, RNA polymerase II-specific
Source: RefSeq, a predicted model, not a curated record